This is a messenger RNA of Striga asiatica, 2423 nucleotides long. NCBI's taxonomy places the organism in Eukaryota, Viridiplantae, Streptophyta, Magnoliopsida, Lamiales, Orobanchaceae. The record is from the annotation of a GenBank genome assembly.
ACAACGGGUAGACUCCCUAACACAAAAAUUUGUGACAAUAAAUUUUUGUUUGAUUAAUUCUACUUAAAAUUACACAUAAAUGCAGGAACAUGCUUUCCAAGACCUCAAAAGCUCCUAAAAUAAGUUAAAAAAAUGCAAAAUAUUUUUUUCCAUGACAUCAUGCAAUAAAUAAUCAUUUAAUACACGAACGACUUUAUUUUAUUUUACUUUUUUCAUUUUAAAUUAUUUAUUUGAUUUUUCAAAUACCAAAAUUUUCUCCCAAAACUUGACCCGCGUCUUCCACUUUCAGAAUUGCCUCUCUCCUCAAAGAUGCUCUCUUUCUCCUCCACCAACCACCACCGCUGACGGCGGCGCAACCGCCAAAGAUCCAGUUUUUCACAGCUGCCCACUUACUAAUUCGCCAAACCCUCCACCAUGGGAAACUGCAACGCCUGCAUAAGGCCUUCAGAAAAAAGCGAAGCCGCCGCUUCAAAACCCCAAACCCCCAAACACCGCAAAAAACUGAACGAGCGAUACCCCAACCCCUACGCCCAAUCCCCGACUCCGAUACGCGUCCUCAAGGAUUUCAUCCCCCGGACGAGAAUCUCCGACAAGUACAUCCUCGGCCGCGAGCUCGGGCGAGGGGAAUUCGGGGUGACGUACCUCUGCACCGACCGGGAGACGCGCGAGGCCCUCGCUUGCAAGUCGAUCUCCAAGAAGAAGCUCCGCACGGCGGUGGACGUCGAGGACGUCCGCCGUGAGGUGGCCAUCAUGGCGAGCCUGCCGGACCACCCGAACGUCGUGAAGCUGCGGGCCACCUACGAGGACAACGAGGCGGUUCACUUGGUCAUGGAGCUGUGCGAGGGAGGAGAGCUUUUCGACAGGAUAGUGGCGCGUGGGCACUACAGCGAGAGGGCGGCGGCUGCAGUGGCGAAGACGGUGGCGGAGGUGGUGAGGAUGUGUCACCAGCACGGGGUUAUGCAUCGGGACUUGAAGCCGGAGAAUUUCCUGUUUGCGAACAAGAAGGAGAAUUCGGCCCUCAAGGCGAUUGAUUUUGGGCUGUCAGUGUUUUUCAAGCCUGGUGAAAGAUUUUCUGAGAUCGUGGGGAGUCCUUACUAUAUGGCACCAGAGGUUCUGAAAAGAAAUUAUGGACCUGAAGUCGACAUUUGGAGUGCCGGUGUGAUUCUUUAUAUUUUGUUAUGUGGGGUUCCUCCCUUCUGGGCUGAAACUGAGCAAGGUGUUGCUCUAGCAAUUUUAAGGGGAGCAAUUGAUUUCAAGAGGGAACCAUGGCCUCAAGUUUCAGAUAGUGCAAAAAGUCUCGUUAGGCAGAUGUUAGAGCCGGACCCCAAAAGGCGUUUGACAGCCCAGCAAGUGCUUGAUCACCCAUGGAUACAAAAUGCAAAGAAGGCAUCAAAUGUUCCCCUAGGAGAUAUUGUGAGGGCCAGACUCAAGCAGUUUUCUGUGAUGAAUAGAUUCAAAAAGAAAGCACUACGAGUGAUAGCAGAACAUCUAUCAGUUGAAGAGGUAGAAGUAAUUCGAGAUAUGUUUGCACUAAUGGAUACUGACAAUGACGGGAAAGUUACAUAUGAAGAACUAAAAGACGGUCUAAGGAAAGUGGGUUCCCAGCUGGCCGAGCCCGAGAUAAAACUUCUAAUGGAUGUGGCUGAUGUGGAUGGAAAUGGAGUUUUGGACUAUGGAGAGUUUGUUGCAGUCACCAUUCACUUACAGAGGAUGGAGAACGACGAGCAUAUCCGAAGAGCAUUUACGUUCUUCGACAAAAACAAAAACGGGUACAUCGAGCUCAAUGAGCUUCGAGAAGCUUUGGAAGAUGAAUCGGGUGAAGCCGAUAUUGAUGUUGUUAAUGACAUUAUGCGGGAAGUCGACACAGACAAGGAUGGUCAAAUUAGUUACGAUGAAUUUGUGGCGAUGAUGAAAACUGGAACGGACUGGAGAAAAGCAUCUCGACAGUAUUCAAGAGAGAGGUUCAAGAGUUUGAGCCUUAAUCUAAUGAAAGAUGGCUCUUUGCAGCUCCAAGAUGGGUUUACUGGUCAAACUGUUGUGGUUUGAAGGGAUUUUCCUUCCCUUUCCUUUUGUUCUCUUUUUUCAAAUGCCUAAUUAAUAUUACUGUCUAUAUCGGCUUCAUGUUCAUCCUCCAACACUCAGCUGAGGAAUUUAUAUCGGCCUUUUAAUCCAACAAAGAACGGGAUUUUCUGAGGUGAAUGGUUUUUUCAUGUUUUAGUUUUUGUUUGAUAGAAUAUAAUGUAAUAGGUAAUUAAAAUUAGGUGUUCAUGUCUUGUGUGCAUCCUCUUUGUGUAUUUUCUGAUGUCUCUAUUUGAUCUUGUGUUUGUGUAUAUGUGCUUUUCUUGACCCAGCCCAGAGAACUUAGUUGAAUUUGUUGAUUGAAAUGGAAAUAUUCUUAUGUUAUUUGUGUGUGUGUGUGUGUG